Messenger RNA from Symbiodinium sp. CCMP2592, 3147 nucleotides. Lineage: Eukaryota; Dinophyceae; Suessiales; Symbiodiniaceae. The record is from the annotation of a GenBank genome assembly.
AUGAAAGUGCGGUCGGUCCUCCGAGGACUACCUGCAGAGGCAAGCUCUUCCAGAUCUGCGGCUGCACGUCGAGGAGGUGCCGACGUCUCUCACAGCCUCUCUAAGCUUCCGGUCCCCCAAAUGCAGUGGCUGGCGCUUGCAAUGGCUGAAGCAACUCACGAGACUGUCGGCACGGCCUACAAGUUCCCAGAGCCCGAGAAGAGAGAGAUGGGCUCCGCCGUGCCAUACUGGCCAAGUGAACAGCCUGUGGGAAUGCUGCAACAACUUCUGCUGGUCGUGAUCUCAGCCGAUGCUGCCUUAGGCACCUCCUACGGCGACAGCUACAGCGACUCUAGCGACAACAGCUCAUCUAAAGCUGGAUUCCACAGCUCCCACGAGCUGCGUGAUAUGGUAGCAAGAUGGCAAGCAAGCCAUGUGAAUGCAACAGAAAGGUCAGAGAUAAUCCUAAAGUACGGUGAGGCGACAGACUGGAACGUGUCUCUGGUGACGAACAUGAGCGGGCUUUUCAUGGUUUCUGCCUUCAAUGAAGAUAUUAGCAUGUGGGAUACCUCAGCCGUCACCGACAUGACUGACAUGUUUAGGCGCGCAGCUGCUUUCAACCAGGACAUUGGCAGGUGGGACACCUCAAGAGUGACAAGCAUGGCCAGGAUGUUCAGAGGGGCCAGGGCCUUCAACCAGGACAUUGGCAGUUGGGACACCUCAAGAGUAACACGCAUGGACAGGAUGUUCAGAGGGGCCAGUGCCUUCAACCAGGACAUUGGCAGUUGGGACACCUCGAGAGUGACAAGCAUGGAUAGCAUGUUUGACUCUGCAAGUGCUUUCAACCAGGACAUUGGCAGUUGGGACACCUCAAGCGUCACAAGCAUGAGAUGGAUGUUCUGGGGCAGGUGGCGAGAGCCAUAUGCCUUCAACCAGGACAUUGGCAGGUGGGACACCUCAAGAGUGACAAGCAUGGCUGGCAUGUUCUUCGGGGCCAAUGCCUUCAACCAGGACAUUGGCAGAUGGGACACCGCAAACGUCACGAGCAUGUAUGGCAUGUUUAAGGGAGCGAGAGCCUUCAACCAGGAUAUUGGCAGUUGGGACACUUCCAGCGUCAGCAGCAUGGCCGAGAUGUUUUCCAGUGCAACUGCCUUUAACCAGGACAUUGGCAGUUGGGACACUUCAAGCGUCACAAGCAUGGAGCGGAUGUUCUCCGGAGCAAGCUCUUUCAACCAGGACAUUGGCAGUUGGGACACUUCAAGCGUCACAAGCAUGGAACGGAUAUUCUGGGACGCCAGUGCCUUCAACCAGGACAUUGGCAGUUGGGACACCUCAAGCGUCACGAGCAUGGAAGAACUGUUUCGCUCUGCACGUGCCUUCAACCAGGACAUUGGCAGUUGGGACACCUCAAGUGUCACCAGCAUGGAGAGCAUGUUUCACUCUGCAACUGCCUUCAACCAGGACAUUGGCAGUUGGGACACCUCGAGAGUGACAAGCAUGGAUAGCAUGUUUGAGUCUGCAACAGCCUUCAACCAGGACAUUGGCAGUUGGGACACCUCAAGCGUCACAUACAUGAAUCUAAUGUUUAGCUCUGCAAGUGCCUUCAACCAGGACAUUGGCAGCUGGGACACCUCAAGAGUCAGGCACAUGUCUGCCAUGUUCAACAACGCCAGCCAGUUCGACCAGGAUAUCGGAGGAUGGGACACCUCACAUGUCGAAACCAUGAGCUUCAUGUUCCACUCUGCCAGCGUCUUCAACCAGGACCUACAGCAGUGGAAUGUCUCGGGUGCCAGUACCGUCGGCAUGUUCGAUGGUGCGGCGUCUUUUGACGUAUCACCGUGCAAGGCUGGCAGAACAGGCGCAGAGAACGGACUUGGCUGCAAAGCCUGCCCCGCAGGGCGCUUCUCCUUGGCAGACUCUGACUUUUGCGAACAGUGCGGCCCGAACAUGGUGCCGCUUCUGGACCAAAGCAUGUGCAUGGCUUGUUCCGCUUCCCAGUAUGCACCGCGGGGUUCGGACGCAUGUUUGCCCUGUCAGUGGCCUUUCUUGGUUGUGGAAGAAGGCUGUGCAUGGUGGCACCUGCUCGCAGCAGCAGGGUGCCUUCUUAUGAUCCUUACGAUCUUGGGCUGCAUGGUCUCAUACCGUCGAAGGAGGAGAGCUGCGAAAGCCGAGAAGGUAAUGGCACAGUUGUUUGAGGACAUGUGGGAUGAAGGCCCAGAUACAGCCACACACUACCAGAGGUUGCUACGUAGGCUUGGGCUUGACGAUGCCACAAUAGCUUGGCGCAUCCAGGAGUUCCGCAAGCUGCAGAGCCAGACAAGCGGAGUGAGCAUGAGCUACCUCCUCUCAUCCGACUUCAGUGACUUAGCACAAAAGCGCACGGAUCAAAGCGACCCCACCUUCAAUGACAUGAAAGAUGCCUUCUGGCUGUCAGAUGACCCAAUAGGGCAGAAAGUGAUCUGUCCCCGCGAUGGCCGAGAGGGCUGUGCGCUCGUCGACUGGAUCCCACGCCAGCAUCGGCGACGGCAAACUCACUUCAUGUCUUGGACGUGGCGCUACCACCUGUCGCAAAUCACAAGCGCUCUAGACAUGCACAGAAGGAGCAUGUCCGAGCUCGUGUCGGAGCACAUUUUUUUCUACAUGUGCUUCUUCGUCAACAAUCAAUUCCGGAUUAUCGUGGAAGCCACUGGCUCAGGAAGUGACAAUCUCGAGGAAGUCUUCGAGAGCAACUUGCGACGGAUCGGCCGCAUGGUUGCCAUCCUUGACACUUGGGAGGAACCGGUGUACUUAACCCGCAUUUGGACCGUGCACGAACAGUUCGUGGCGUCGCAACUGGGGAUUGAGGUAAGCUUUGCAAUGCCCCAGCAAGCUUCCGAGACGCUAGAGCUGGAGGUAAGUCGCGGGAGCGACGGCAUCGGCCGAGUGACGCAGUCGGUAAGCCGCGUCGACGCAGCGAAUGCGAGAGCAUGGAAAGAGGACGACGAGAUCAAGAUAAAGAUGCUCAUACAGCAAACCGUGGGCUUCAAGCAAGUCAACAAUUAUGUGAUCCAGGCUGUGGCGACAUGGAUCGGGAAGGUGGUGCAAGACAUCUUCCAACGCAAGAUUGACGCGCACCGCAAACACUUCGUGGAUAGCUCCUUGGAUGAAGCUCGCGCAGACGUGCUUUGA